Molecule: messenger RNA, 837 nt
Organism: Acanthosepion pharaonis
Lineage: Eukaryota; Metazoa; Mollusca; Cephalopoda; Sepiida; Sepiidae
Source: the annotation of a GenBank genome assembly
AUGUUUUCUCACUACAUAGUCAUUCUUUUUUCUUUCUUUUCACAUAUCCGUUUUCUUUUUCUUUCUUUCUUUCUUUCUUUCUUUCUUUCCAUAUAUCCACUUUUUUUUUCCUUCUUUCUUUCACAUAUCUAUUUUUUUUUUUUUCUUUUUUCUUUUUUUCUUUCCAUAUAUCCACUUUUUUUUCCUUCUUUCUUUCCACAUAUCCGUUUUCUUUUUCUUUCUUUCUUUCUUUCUUUCCAUAUAUCCACUUUUUCCUUCUUUCUUUCCACAUAUCCGUUUUCUUUUUCUUUCUUUCUUUCUUUCUUUCUUUCUUUCCAUAUAUCCACUUUUUCCUUCUUUCUUUCCACAUAUCUAUUUUCAUUUUCUUUCUUUCUUUCUUUCUUUCCAUAUAUCCACUUUUUCCUUCUUUCUUUCCACAUAUCCGUUUUCUUUUUCUUUCUUUCUUUCUUUCUUUCCAUAUAUCCACUUUUUUUUCCUUCUUUCUUUCCACAUAUCCGUUUUUUUUCUUUCUUUCUUUCUUUCUUUCUUUCUUUCCAUAUAUCCACUUUUUUUUCCUUCUUUUUUUCCACAUAUCUAUUUUCAUUUUCUUUCUUUCUUUCUUUCUUUCCAUAUAUCCACUUUUUCCUUCUUUCUUUCCACAUAUCCGUUUUCUUUUUCUUUCUUUCUUUCUUUCUUUCUUUCCAUAUAUCCACUUUUUCCUUCUUUCUUUCCACAUAUCCGUUUUCUUUUUCUUUCUUUCUUUCUUUCUUUCUUUCUUUCUUUCUUUCCAUAUAUCCACUUUUUCCUUUUUUCUUUCCACAUAUCUAUUUCAUUUUCUUUUCUUUCUUUCUUUCUUAG